Messenger RNA from Salvia hispanica, 375 nucleotides. The record is from RefSeq and is a predicted model, not a curated record. NCBI's taxonomy places the organism in Eukaryota, Viridiplantae, Streptophyta, Magnoliopsida, Lamiales, Lamiaceae.
AUGGCAAAUCCUGGCUCUGUCCAUUGGGAGGCUUUGAAGUGGCUUCUGAGAUAUCUUAAGCACACUGCCAAGUAUGGGAUGUGUUAUUCUAAAUGUGAUGGUGGUGUUUUACUAACUGGUUUUGUGGAUUCCAACUAUGCUAAUGACAGAGAUAAGAGUAAGUCUACUACCUCCUAUGUGUUCACUAUGUGCAGGUCAUGUGUUAGCUGGAAGUCACAGCUGCAGCAUAUAGUGACCUUGUCUACUACUGAGUCAGAAUAUAUUGCUAUCACUGAGGCAAUGAAAGAGGUUGUAUGGUUAAAGGGAGUUCUCUCUAAACUUAAGUUUGUGAAUGAUUCUCCUAUUGUGUUUUCUGAUUCUCAAUCUGCCAUUUAG